AUGGAUCCUUAUACUCAAAAUUGUAGCUUUCAAAACCUGUUAAACAGUCAAAACCCUUAUCAGUCCGUCCCUCGUGAGCCAACUGUAGAAGUCUCUGCGUCGGAUGCCUCUAUGCUCAGUUCACCAUGGAACGAAGAUGUAGACGAUGAUGUAGAGAUCUUGUCUGACCGUAAAGAGAGACGAAAAUGGACACUCACAGAAGAUGUGGUGCUGAUCAGCGCUUGGUUGAACACCUCCAAGGACCCAGUGGCUGCAACGAAGCAGAGAUCGAGUGGACAGAACGAGAAUGACGUUUUGAAGUUGGCUCACAUGAUUUUCUUCAAUGAUCACAAGGCGAAGUUCAACCUAGAGCAUGCAUGGUUAGAGCUUCGCCAUGAUCAGAAAUGGAGUGGAGCGAGUUGUACCAAGGAUAAAGUUCAAGCAAAAAGAAGGAAGUUGGAUGCCCAGUCAUCAACUUCAAUGGCUGGACAGGAUGAACCAAUGGCUCGGCCAAAAGGUGUUAAAGCAGCAAAGGCAAAAAGAAAGAACCCAGGGAGCAAGCAAGCAACUUCGGAAGCGGAACAGAAGGAGAAGAUAGAGUUUCAAAGCUUUUGGGAGAUCAGGCAGAGCGAUUUUGCUUUGAAGUUGCAAGUCUGUUUGUGUCGAGUCUUUAGUUCGAGUCUGUAUGCUUUGAGUUCGAGUUUGUAUGCUUUGAAUUCAUUCGAGUCUGUACGCUUUGGAUGUUUAUGGUUAAUGGAUGUUUAUGUUAAUGGUUCUGCUUUUGAUGUCUUUGUGGAGUGA
Molecule: messenger RNA, 780 nt
Organism: Brassica napus (rape)
Lineage: Eukaryota; Viridiplantae; Streptophyta; Magnoliopsida; Brassicales; Brassicaceae
Product: glutathione S-transferase T3-like
Exons: 4
Coding region: 1-780 (259 amino acids)
Source: RefSeq, a predicted model, not a curated record